Amphiprion ocellaris (clown anemonefish) is the source of this 2524-nucleotide messenger RNA. RefSeq names its product cell division cycle associated 7a (gene cdca7a). The transcript has 10 exons. The record is from RefSeq and is a predicted model, not a curated record. Gene Ontology annotation, cellular component: nucleus. Gene Ontology annotation, biological process: regulation of DNA-templated transcription. The coding region runs from base 129 to 1331 and encodes 400 amino acids. Lineage: Eukaryota; Metazoa; Chordata; Actinopteri; Pomacentridae.
AGGACCUGGCGGUGGCGCGCGAAAUGAACGGAGUGUGAAGCUGCUGCAGGUCCUACUUUGUUCACUGCAGAGCUGCUGCUGCACGCAGAGUUUGUGUGGGACGACUUUAAAAGGAAAAGAAAAAAAAGAUGCCUAUCACCCGCUCCAAGAAGCUGGCCGUCCAGCCUGCGUCCACCAGGAUGAGUCUGAGGAGCUUCCGCAGCGUCCCUCUGGUUCCCAUGGAGACGUCCUCCUCUUCCUCUGAUGACAGCUGCGACAGCUUCGGCUCAGACGGAGGCUUUGCAAAUACGAGGAGCAUAAGACAGACGAGGAGGACGGCGGAGAAAGCAAAGGUGUUUGAGGCCACAUCAGAGGAGGAUACAUGCAGCGGGUUUGAGGAGAAUGUGAUCAGCAGUCGGAUAAAAGCCAUGAAAGUAGUCGCUGAGCCUCCAAGACAAGGCCGCAGGUCGAACGUCCUGAAGGUUGCCAUGACGUUUCCUUCCAAAAAGGCGGAGAGGAAGAGGCCUGCAUCUGAACCACUGCCUCAACCUGAAGCUCAGGAGUCCGACUCUGAGGAGGAGAACUUCAUGAGCAAGAGAGCCCUGAACAUUAAGGAGAACAAAGCAAUGCUGGCAAAGCUCAUGGCAGAGCUGGACAAAGUGCCUGGACUCUUCCCAGGGAGACAAAUAUCGAAGUCGGCAUCAACUACGCCCCAAAGGGCACCUAGGCAGUCCGUGGGAACCCCAAGAGCCCGUAGGAGGUCCUCAAGGCAUUUGUCUCGACCCCACACACGGUCUCGCUCGCUGGUGGACGGACCCCCGAGCCCGACCCCAGAGGAAGAACCUGAGGACAAGUUCAGUUUGGUUCGCAAGAGCCGCUACUUUGAGGAAUAUGAUGAACCUCCCCGUCGCCGCUCCUUCAACGGCACCAAGGCCAUCCCUCAUGUGGUGCGUCCGGUGGAGGACAUCACAGAAGCAGAGCUGCAAAGAAUCUGCACCAAUGUGCGGGAGAAAGUCUACAACAGCUCCACUGGAUCCACUUGCCACCAGUGCCGCCAAAAGACGACCGACACCAAAACGAACUGCCGUAACCCUGAGUGUCAAGGCGUGAGGGGUCAGUUCUGUGGUCCGUGUCUCCGUAACCGCUAUGGAGAGGAGGUCCGGGACGCUCUGCUGAAUCCAGACUGGCAGUGUCCGCCGUGCAGAGGGAUCUGUAACUGCAGCUUCUGUCGGGCCCGAGAAGGUCGCUGCGCUACGGGAGUGUUGGUUUAUCUCGCUAAAUACCACGGCUAUGACAACGUGCACGCCUACCUGAAAAGCUUGAAGAAGGAGCUGGAGGAGAGCAGCAAGUGAAAGAAGCUGCUCCUGAUGAUCCUGGACCUGACUGUCCACUUUGACACACACAGUUGAAACAUCUUUGAUGUUUAAAGCAUUUUACCGUAAUGCUUACUGUUCCUUUGUGUUAAAUUUCAUAUUUUUUGAACGUUGACUGAUAAACAGAGGAGGCACAGUUCUCUCUACUUGUGUUUUUUUGUUCUACCACAUAUUUUUUUACUGUCUGUUCUGAAGAGUUGAGAUCUUACUUUAACACUGGUUGCUUGAGCAACUGCACUCUCAGCGUUAAGAUGACUGCCUCAUCCUAACAUGUACAUAAAUGUUGAGGUUUUUAUAGCUGUACCUGCUAAAAGAAAACUUUAGGCUUGUUUAGAUGAUCUACUGUGUUUUACAUUGUUUUAAAUGUACUGCUUUUCUACUGCCCACUUGGAUAUGAAUUGGCCUCCAAAGGAUCCAUCUUUGUUUGUGCCUUUUUUUUUUUUUUUGUAGUUGCAAAUUUAUGCUUGUGUUUUGACAAGUUGUUUAUCCUUUUGGUAUAAAAAAAAAGCUUUACUUGGGAUGUCCUGUAGAAAUGGCCCAGUGAUCUGCCUGCUAUGGGGAGGUGCAGGUGGAAAGGGCAAAGACUGAGGUCCACUGCUUCUCCCUUCGAAGCCGAGAGGAACCGUGUGAUAUACUACAGCGCCUGGUUAAAUAUCCUUCAUUAGAUAACUGUCACUAAUGGUGUGGAAACAAUUAGCACACUCUAAUGGGAAUCUCAUACCUGUAAAUCAUUUUAUCCUGUUAAAGCACAUUCUCGCUCUGCUCCAGUCUCUUUGGCUCAUUUUCUGCCUUACACUGUUAAGUAGGAAUGGUUGAAGGUGCCACUGAAGUGGCAAUAGAGUUAUGGCCUGCAUUUUCUGUUCAGAAGUGUCAUACUCUGCACAAAAUGACAUGGAAUUAACCUUUGUGCCGUUCAUCUCUGCAAUGUACUUCAUUUGACCUGCGCUAGGAAAUACUCUGAUUAUAUGAUACAGUUUGAAAAUAAUCAACGGUUGAGCUUUCUUCUUUACUGUAAUGGCAGGUGGAGGUUAUCUGGCUGCUGCUUCUACUUAUCAGGCUGUGCAACCUUAACAGGAAGAGUAAUGCUGAACUGUCGAAGGGGAUCUCUGUUAAUGGCGAUGCUUGCUUUGCGUUAACUGUACAUUUUCAUUAAAGCGUUAAUCACUACCGAA